AUGGAGAACAUCCGAGCAAAGAUCAAGCGACGCUUCAGUCACAAAGACCCCGAACCCAACUUUGACGAAGACUACGAUUCAGAUGGUGAUGAGGAGACCUCGACCUUUGUCAACAAGGAAGCAGAUGAUGCCGAGAAGGGUGGUCAUGAUCAGGGCCGACCUGGUAGUCUACUCAAUCGAAUGAUUUCUCACGGCAACAAGAAGACCGAGGAUCAGCUCGCCCGUGAGGCUGCAGCUGCCAAUCCUCAAACUCAAACUCAACCCUCGACCGGCGCUGCUGGCAACACCGUUGUCAGAUAG
This is a messenger RNA of Exophiala bonariae, 300 nucleotides long. RefSeq lists its product as uncharacterized. The record is from RefSeq and is a predicted model, not a curated record. The transcript is spliced from 2 exons. Bases 1 to 300 code for a protein of 99 amino acids. Lineage: Eukaryota; Fungi; Ascomycota; Eurotiomycetes; Chaetothyriales; Herpotrichiellaceae.